Strongylocentrotus purpuratus (purple sea urchin) is the source of this 8879-nucleotide messenger RNA. RefSeq names its product tyrosine-protein kinase Fer (gene fer). Gene Ontology annotation, molecular function: non-membrane spanning protein tyrosine kinase activity; ATP binding. Gene Ontology annotation, biological process: peptidyl-tyrosine phosphorylation; cell adhesion; chemotaxis. The transcript has 19 exons. The record is from RefSeq and is a predicted model, not a curated record. The coding region runs from base 801 to 3521 and encodes 906 amino acids. Lineage: Eukaryota; Metazoa; Echinodermata; Echinoidea; Camarodonta; Strongylocentrotidae.
GAAGAGUUGUGUGACACGGGGGAAGGGGUAUACAUGAGGCAGUAUCAAAGGUAGGCUCAUCUUAACACAUUGAAGUUGGCAACUAUGCUUUGUUGUCUAUGAUAUUGAAGGAUCGAGUGUCAAGGGGGGUAUGAAUCACGAUGAGGCAGAAAGCCGACCCACAGGAAACCUCUCAUUUCCUACGCGUUUCAACAAGGGCAGACUAUGAUGUGCGAAGCAGCCUUGCAAAAAGGGGGCUCGAUGCUCACUUAGCGAAGGAAAAACAACUUUAAUCAAAUCAUUGGGGUAACUGUCAAAAGGGGAGUAUCGUGUGGGGCAUUAUAACAUAACUGUACCUGGGAAGUAGCACCUCAUGAGACGAGAUUCUUAGAGACGAGACAAUGUUGUUUUGGUGUCUUACGUCGUAGAAUUCGGACAGUUUUUGUUUGCUGGAUGCUGUGUCAAUUGUUACCAGUGCGGGGGUCAGAGACGCGGUUUAUGGAAGCUUCCUAUGCGUUGUGUAUUUGAGACGAAAUGAGUCAGCGUUGAACUGCCAACAGCUGCCCCCUCUCGCAACAGUGAAGUAAAACCUGGCUGUAACACGUAAACUCCCCCUGCGCCCUGAAACAGCGACACAAGACAAGAAAUGUGUGACUAAAGCCAGGGGAAACAAAUAAAAGUUUCGGGGGAAGCCAUGUUUAUUUUUGCCGUCUCAUGACGGCAAAGAGGCGCAGCUAGUAUUCCUCUCUCACAUAAACUUGGAAUCUAAUACUUUGGAUUUAACUUCUGGGAGGAAAUCUUAUUGCUUUCUCGGGGUAGAGAUGAGCGGAAAAACUCUUCUCCAAUCGACGCACUCGCCGGUACACGACCAGCUGACGCGAGAGGUGCGCACAUUCAGCAAUGCAGUGCGAUGGCACAAGUUGGCAAGGAACUCAAGUCGAAUGGGAUUUGGCUCUGAACUACAAAGUAAGACGGCCCACGAUGCAAUCCUCAGACUCAAUGAUCAAGAACUACGUCUCAUGGACACACUGAAGCGAGUUGUAUCACAUCGGAUGAGAGCAGACAAGGAUUAUGCAACUGCUCUGCAAGGAAUCGGUAACCUAGCAACCAAGUUUGACACCGAUGCCCAGUUAUCUCACAACAACAGCCCUCUCCUCAAGGCAUGGAAUCACUUGAUUGAGGAAACCGACAGAAUAUGCAAGUUGGUUCGGAGUAACGCUGACGAGGUUCAGAACAUCGUAGAGAAGCUUGCGUUGCUCAUCAAAGAUAAACACGACUCAAAACGGCAGUACACGCAGGAACGAACCAGGAUAGACUCUGAGUUUAUGAAGGCAAGGAGAGAAGUGGAUGAAAACCUAAGUACUUACAAGAAGUCAGCGAGGGAAGCCAGAGAGAGUAAAUCCAAGUAUGAAGAACAACUCCAGAAAGGUAAUAAAGUUAAAGACAUUGAUAGAUCCAAGGAGAAAUACAAGAAGUGUGUGAUCAAACUCCACAAGGCACACAAUGACUAUGUCUUGUCGUUACGGGCAGCAGGGUUACAUCAAGAACACUAUCGUAACAACAUCCUUCCAAGGCUGCUCGAAUGUUUACAGCAGACGCAGGAAAGCCAAGUCGCUCAGAUUAAGCAAGUGAUGGUGGAGCAUUGCAACCUGAUAAACUCAGCAUCUGGGAAGUUUCUUUCACACUACAACAGCAUCAUGCAGAACAUGGUGGAGAUUAGACCAGAGAAAGAAUACAGUAGCUUCGUGGAAAAUUACAGAAUGGAACCCCCUGCCAUGGAGACAUUCACCUUCGACCUCUCACCUUCAGAAGACUUCCCUGAUGGCCUCAAAGAAAACACUAUAGUACUUGACACCCUCACCAUUGAAGCCAUUCAACAUUCGCACUCGUCGUUAGAUGAGCAGCUGAAGAACACUAGAGACAGACUGACGGCAAAGAAACAGGAACUCAAGAACCUUGAUGAGGAGAUACGCACUAUCCCACCAUCACCUAAAGAAGAGGGUGCUAUCCUAGAUCUGUUAUCCAAACAGAAGCAGUACCGGGAUGCGAGUCGAGAGAUCCAGGAGCUGCGAUGUCAAGAAGCCAAGCUUUCUACUCAGUACUCAAUGCUUGAUGUUAAGCUGAGUGAGAUGGGGGACGAGGACAACCUACCGCUCGGCAUCAUCUUCCCAGAAGGAGGAGGUACCGGAACUCUCUCCACUAGAACCAUACAGAGCCCUAACCUAAACUCAAGCACAGACUCGACGACAGAACAGAAAAGUAAGAGAUCGAACAUGGCUAAUAAGAUGACUAAGAUCUUCAAAGUGAGAGCCGGACAUGACAGCUCACAUGAGCGGGAACCAUGGUUGUGGUACAGAAGACAGACUAAUCAGUCCAUGAUGGCUGUGAGUGUGAAGCCAAGCAAUAACCAACCUACAGAGCUUCGUCUUGAGGAGGAAGAGUUCUACCAUGGGGCAUUGCCGAGGAAAGAGACGGAAGCCUUGCUGGUCAAUGAUGGGGACUUUGUUGUGAGAGAGAAGAGCGAUGCCUGGGGGCGCUAUGUCCUAUCGGCCAAGCAUGCUAGCAAAGUCCGACACUUCCCUAUCCAGAUAAAUGAUGAGAAUAUGUAUCGAUUAGAAGGUGAUGCUUUCCAGACCGUGGGAGAACUGAUCCGUUUCCAGCUGAACAGCAGACAGCCCGUAACCAAGGCAUCACAAGCCAUCCUACUCAAGCCAGUGUGUCGGGUCAGAAACGAACAUGAUCUCAGACAUGAGGAGAUAGAUCUCGAGGAGAAGUUGGGGGCAGGUCAUUUUGGUGACGUCCAUCGAGGUAGGAUAAAGAGGACGCAGCUUGCAGUGGCAGUCAAAACAUGCAAGGAGACGGUUGAUGCGGCAACCAGGAGAAAGUUCCUCCAAGAGGCUAACAUCCUUAAACAGUACGACCACGCCAACAUCGUGAAGCUUAUUGGAGUCUGUACUGAUAAGCAUCCCAUCUAUAUUGUCAUGGAGCUUGUUCCUGGUGGUGAUCUGCUGUCCUUCCUGAGGACGGAUCAGAAUGAAUUGUCCACCAAGCAGAGAGUCAAGAUGGGUGAGGAUGCUGCCUCUGGAAUGGCUUACCUCGAAUCCAAGCAAUGUAUACACAGAGAUUUAGCCGCACGAAACUGCCUGGUUGGAAACAAGAACGUGAUCAAGAUUAGUGACUUUGGUAUGUCGAGAGAAGAUGAUGUCUACACGAUACGUGAGGGCGCCAUGAGGCAGAUUCCUAUCAAGUGGACUGCCCCGGAGGCUAUGAACUUUGGUAAAUACACAUCAAUGUCUGACGUAUGGAGCUUUGGUAUACUACUAUGGGAGAUCUUCUCCAACGGCAGUACGCCUUACCCCGGCAUGACAAACAAUGAAGCAAGGGAGAAAGUACAGCAAGGUUACCGGAUGCCUCCUCCUGAGAUCACCCCUGAGGAGGUGAGGAUACUGAUGGAUAAUUGUUGGAAGAUGGUGGAUGAAGACAGGCCAAGGUUCAAAGAUGCUCAGACAACUCUCAAGAGGGCUUAUAAAACAGUGCGGUAAUGAUAUGCUAUGGGGGCUUCUAACAGAUGUCCUCUCAGUCAGGGGCGUAUCCAUGGUUUUGUUUUAAAAGGGGGCUUAAUUUCGGCAAAUUACACGGCUGAAGGGGCAACUGUUUUCUGAAAUGUACUCGGAUACUGGAAUCAUGAUUGUGAAAUCAUCAAAGAUUAUAAGGUUAUUGAUCUAAGUGCUGUAAGAUUUAUUUAUCAUUUUGGUCAGCAAUGGGGGCCGGGGGCAGAUCCAGAAAUGAAGGGGGGGGUUCCCAAAAAAUGUAAUUAUUCAGGUGGCAAAUGCUUUUUGUUCUCUGAAGAAAAAAAAGGGAGAGAGCCUGGACCAGUUCUACCCCCCCCCCCCCCCCCCCCAUAUAAACAAAAAAAUACAAAAAUAAACAAAAAAUCUGGAAUGGCUCUCAGGAUUUUUUUUUCUUUUCUUCAAAUGGACAUCAUGGAUUUUUGACCAAACAGGACCCAGUAUCAUCAACCUUAUAACUAGAUCCUUGUCAUGGUAUUCCAGGAGCUUCAUCAUCUGCUGAAAGGAAGAAGGACAUUAACUCUUACCCUUCCACAUGGAGUAAAUGCCCUUCUGGUUCUCAACAGAAAAUGUUUCCCUUCCUUUUUAUUUCUAUUGUUUCAUGUGAUCUCAGUCUGAGGGUAUGUUGCUAUGCAGCUUAUUUAAAUCUCUGCGGUAGUGUUUGGAAUGUGCAUCACACUUUUAACCCGUAUGAAAGGGAUAACGUUGGAUUUGCCCUCCAAUAUCCUUCUGUGUCACUAAAAUAAAAAUUGAAUGCAUCGGAUUGUACCUAGCAAUAUAUAUGAGAAAGCAAACAAUCAUAAUAGACCAAUGAAAUUGCCCUCUAAUAAGAAUAUUAUUUGAUGGUAUUAUGAUGAUUGUAAUUAGUUUACCAUCAUAUGACUAAUUAACUUGAUUAUGAAUUUAAACUCAUAAAUGUUAUACGAUUAGGAUGUAUGGAUAUAUUCUUUUUAUACUUUGCAGAAAUAUGUCAGUUUGACCACACACAACUCUAUUGCCAUCGAAUAACUCAUGUUAUUAAUAAUUUAUCACAUUUUAUUUCUGAAUACCAACUAAAUUGUUCAUUAAAUUAUCUUCACAAAAUCUCAAGUAGAGAUGAAUUAAGAUGAAUUGAGGGAGAAACGUGGUCACAUUAAAAACUACUCUUGAACAAAACCAACUUAUUUGCUAUCAUAUUGUUGUUUGAAAAUAGAGGCAAUUAUACAGCGGUACCUUUUAUCCAUUAAAAAUUGAUUGCUUAUGUGGGUUUUUUGUCAAGUUUUGAUUAACGGCACUUUGCAGAGAUGUACAUGUUUGUGAAAAUCAUUUACUUCAUGUCUUCCUGCAAGAACAAUCCUGUACAAAUCCAGGAAUAUAUGUAAAGAAAUUAUGCAAUAUUUGUAAUUCUUUUUUUUUACAAUUGAUCUGUGAAUAUAUGUUUUAUUGUGGUCAUAAAUUUGUAAAUGAAGAAAGUGUGACAUUAUACAAUUCACAUACCAGUAAGACAAAGUGAGUUCUGCUUGAUACUCUGAAAAAUGUCAUGGAUUGAUUUUUUUCAAGUAAAGUGUGUUUUAAUAAUGAUGUAAAUAAAAAUUGGUUGUGCGACACAUGCUCUGGCAACCAUAUCUCCUCGGUCAGUAUCCUACACUAAAAUGAAUGUCUAACUUCAACCAUGGACCAAACACUCUGCCUGACCCUUCAUUGUAAUCAUAACACCAAAGCUAACCUUAAACCUACAUCUUUGGUGACAUAAAACCCGGAGCAGUUUUUACAAGAGCAUAUGUCUGAGCACAUGCAAUUCAAACUUUCCCUGCAGCUUUGUUAAACUGGCAUUGAAGGCUCACAGCACUUGUCAAACAUGGAGAUUGGUAUAUAUCUUUACCAUGAAACAUCUAUUAUUUAAAAGAAAAGUAUUUCCGCCGACACUCCUCCGUUUGUAGAUCUCUCAUUGUAGUCGGGUUAUCUGGCAAUUGGUGAUCUAUGCAAAUGGUUAUAGUCAUAUUACUCAAAGACUGGUUAGCUAGUGUUGGAGACGGUUGUAAACACUUUACUCUAAGCAUUAUGGUUUUGACAACAUAAACAAACAAAAAGCGUAUAGUAGAAUAUUAGAAUGUUAAACAAUAGUGUUGUGUAUGAAGCACUGGAGAUACCAUGGGACAGUCAAUUACUGGGUAAUAUUGCUUGGUUUGACAGUUUAUUAUUUUCUUUUCUUCAUUAGGACUUCCAUUUUAUCUAAGCUUUAAAGUGCCUUAUUUUUCUUACAUAGAAUAGAUGGUUUCUUAUAAUAAAACAUUAUUUCAGCAGUGCAUUAGAAUUUGUCUUUCCAUUUCUCUUGAUCAACUCAGUAGAAUUAUCUGCUUCUUCGUUUCAAGAAUAAUUUGUAAGUGUCUUUGGUUUGUACCAUGCCUUUCACACAGCAGACCACAAGAGGUCUCUGUGAAUACAAACUGGUGAUGGUUUCAUUAUGCUUGUAUAUAAGACAUAAAUUGUAUGUAUGUACUAAAUUGCUAUUUAUAACAUUUCUUACCAUUUCUUACACAUUUAGAAAUGAUGAGUAAAGUUGUACAAUUUUCUUUGUAUUGUGUACAUGUAACAAACAAUAAUGUAUGUAAUGGAAUGUAGAAAUUUAUAUAUUUUCAACUGUACAUAAAUCAUAGAUCCUGUAUAGUUUAGUUUUGGUAGAAAUAGCAUUUAUUUCCAUCUUUUCCCUAAUUUUUUUUUUCCAACAUUGAUUUAAAUCAGCAAAUUUAAUAGUAAAAAUAAACAAAUAAAAUAAUUUAAACAUCUAUUAUUUGAGGAAAUAUAUGACGGAAAAACAUACAGUAUUUGUUACGAGGCUUUUACCAGCAUAUGAAUAGUUACAUAUUUAGAGAGAGAAAGACUCAACACGAAACAAUGGUAAUAAUUUUUGGCCCAUAUAAAUAUCAGCAAAAAGAGAUAUGUUGUCUACAUAUUUUACAUGUUCGUGCAGAACAACAUUAUAUUUUUCAUGAAAAAUCAAAUACUGUUCCAUUUUUUACAACAUAUUGCAGAUGACUGAGUAUACUUCCAAUGAAGAACCAUUUGAUUAUUCCUAAAUUCCAAUUGAAAGUUAUAUUUUUGCCAUUACUCAGAAUAUGGAGCCUGUUUUCUUAUGUUUCUGAUUUCUUUUUAGUUUUUGUCACAUGGAGUCAAUAUGUAUGUAUAUAUUUGGUGCUUAUGAAAUUCAAGUUACAAGGAAUUUAAAUCUGUCUUCCAUGAAUAGAGAUUUCAAUUAUCUUUCAUGGAUAAAAUAAUUAAUUCCUUUGCCUUCCACUUUUCCUUAUACAUAUAUCAUUCUCAAAAGUUAUGAUUACAGUCAUCUCUGUCAAUUAUGCAUUUACAAUUUCCGUACAGGAUAUACAUAUACAUGACGUACAUCAUGUAGAUUUAUCUAUAUGAACUGAGAGCAUUUGCAAUCGAAAGCAAAUUCUCAUAUUAAUGUAAUUAUUAACUUCAAGUUUUCAGUCUUGGGAGGUAUUGAAUGUACUUCUUUUUCUGAUGCUCCCAGACGUAAGUUAAUAACAAAUUUUAUGUCGAUAUUAAAAUUUGGAUAUGGUGCUUAACUCCUUGUAUAUAUUUAUGUCAAUAUCUCCCUUCUUUCCUUCUGUAUUUAGCUGUCCAAGACCCGUCUUCUUUAUGAAAUUGCUCUCAAAAAAUGGUAUUGUUUGUUUUAGGUGAUUUUAAAGAUAGACUGAAGCCUCCAGGAGAUUGCAAAAAGUAUGAGAAUACACUGAACAUUGAAACAUGAUUGAAUUCUGUCUUGGGAUUUUUUUUUCAAUGGUUAAAAAAGAAGUACAACAUUUGUGUUGAAAUAUUCUGAUGAUUUCAAGAAAAAGGAAUGACAGGAUCAUGACAUGAUGAUCAUGCUAAUUUGAUUACCAAAAAACAGUAAUGUCAAUAUUCUUUUUUCUUUGCACUUUCCUCAGAGAAGUCUUGAUAUUUAUGCAUUGAAAUUGUUCUUAUUAGAGAAGUAUGGGUGCAUUACAGGGGCUUAAUUUAAUUAUAUGAAUUAUCCUUGUUUUAAAUAUUGUUUGUAUAUUGAAUCUAACUUAUUGCUUCACUCUUUCAUUUCUUCUAGCAAUAUGAUCUUUUAACAUAUUUUUAGACUUUAUUGCGUAAAAAUAUCUAGGUUUUCAUUUUUAUAGAUUUUAAAUAGGACAUGAAAGGAUAUAAGAAAAUCAUUUGAAUUGAAUAAUUUGAUAUCCUAAUAAAAUGAUUUCAUACCAUGACUUCAAUAAAUUUGUAUCAUUUGCCUUUCAGACCAAAAUGCUCUAGAAGUUUUGUAUUUUUAUUGAUUUUAUUGAGAUUAUAGCUCAUUUCUAGGUGGCAUAUAUUUUCCUUAAAAGUUUGUGCUUUGAGAAAUCUAACGAAUCAAAAUUGUCCAAGAAUUCAUUAAGUCCAUAAAUGAUAGAUCCUGAUUCGACGAUAUGCUGUAUUGUUCAAUAAAUCGCAUUAACAUAUGUAUGAUUCACUCAUUAACACAUACCCAAGGAUACAAAGCCUGUCUGUGUAAUAUAUAACAUGAUAUGAUAGCAUGAAUGAUCAGGACCCUGUUGCAUACAAAAUACUACUGAUCAUAACUUUGCCAUCAGUAUUUACUACCAUGGCAACAUCACUCAACAUCCAAUCAAAUCAAGAUUUCCAUGUUACAAAGUUACAAUCAGUGCUAAGUUUUAUGCAACCGAGCUUUGAUCAAAACCACCUUCUCAAAAGGGGCAACCGAUUCAGUGAAAAAUGUACUUCUUUUUCUGGCUCAGAUGUAUAUGAGCAAACUUAAGAUGUAUCUUUCAUGUCAAUAAUGGAUGGUAAAUAAUUAUGCCAAAAAUUGAAGAAGUGAUGAUUGAUUGACUAGUUGAGAUUUUCAUGUUCAAUUUGUAGUGAUAAGUAUAGUCUUUCAAUCUGAUCAAUCACAACUCUUUCGUAUGAUUAACAAUAUGCCUUAUUUUAGUUGUGAUAAUGUGGGAAAAUUUCAUUUUGAUUUUUGUCUGUGUAAGGUAUACUUAACGCAAUGUGCUGCAUCAAAAUCAUUUAAUUGAUUUAUAGAGACAAAUAGAAUACUUAUAUAUGUUGCCUUAUGAAUUUUAUAAUUAUAAAUCAUCAUAUACAAUAUUAAUUUUAUGAACCUGCUGUAUAUAAAUCAUGUGCUCGAAUAAGCUUUGUAAGAUUAUCAUAGAUUUUAAAUUUUGAUUGUAUCAAAUUGUAAUAAACUGUAAUAAGCCAAUUAGCAUAUUGGCCACAAAAUGUUGUAACCAUAUUGUUAUUUUAAUUCCCUCUGUAGAUGAUGAAAUUUCAUUCCAAAUGAAUAAAUGGCAUAUAUAUAUAAAACUGGAA